Molecule: messenger RNA, 303 nt
Organism: Aspergillus oryzae RIB40
Lineage: Eukaryota; Fungi; Ascomycota; Eurotiomycetes; Eurotiales; Aspergillaceae
Exons: 2
Coding region: 1-303 (100 amino acids)
Source: RefSeq, a predicted model, not a curated record
AUGUCAAGCCUUGUCAUCGGCACUGCGCCGGAGGGUCUGGACUUGUCCGCCGACAGGAUCGCACAGAAUGACGGCACGGUUGCUGCUGUGAUGGCAAUUGCCACAGUUUUCGUGGGUUUGCGAUUCUGGGCCCGGACAACGAAUAAAAGUGCCAAUUUAGCAUAUGAUGACUGGUUUGUUUUGGUGGCAUUGGUAUCAUCACCGCCAGCUACCUACUUAAAAGUCCCGUUGAAACUAACAAAGAGUGUUCUCAGGAGGCGCAUAUGGGACAGGCAAACAUAUAUGGGUGGUGGAGGCAAAUGA